This is a messenger RNA of Rhopilema esculentum, 1836 nucleotides long. RefSeq names its product monocarboxylate transporter 13. NCBI's taxonomy places the organism in Eukaryota, Metazoa, Cnidaria, Scyphozoa, Rhizostomeae, Rhizostomatidae. Gene Ontology annotation, biological process: transmembrane transport. The record is from RefSeq and is a predicted model, not a curated record. Gene Ontology annotation, molecular function: transmembrane transporter activity.
ACCGUCUGGUACCUGCUAUGUCACGUGCAUGGUCUAUCGCAGACCUUAGGUCUGUGACGGCUUCUCAUAUCCAGUAUCAACAAUCUUUUUCUCGUCGAGAAAAUGGCUGGCAACGAUGAAGAGCGGACAAAAAGCAGAAAGCAAGUUCUCUUUCAGUACAUUCUGUGUGCCUCGGCAUUUCUAGUCCAGUUUACAGCGUUUGGAUUUUACCGCGGGUUCGGAUCCAUUUACGUGUCGAUGCAGGAAAAAUUUACAGAAAGCAACGCGUUGAUAGCGUGGACCGGCUCCAUGUCAUUAUCAAUGGUGUUCCUAUUUACGCCGAUUACUUUCAGAGUCUUCGACCUGGUUGGCUAUAGACUCUCACUACUACUUGGAGGAACAUUAAUUGGCCUUUCUCUCAUGGCGACCUCUUUUGCAUCCAGUAUAUUUGUAACUUAUUUCACACUUGGACUUGUGUUUGCGAUAGGACAAAGUUUGUGUUAUUUUGCUCCGUUGCUGAUUUUGCCCCUCUAUUUCAAAAAGAACUUAUCACUGGCCCAUGGAAUAGUGAUGUGCGGGAGUAGUCUCGGAGGCCUCGCUCAGGCUCCCGGUCUCGGUUUCAUGUUGCAAAAGUAUGGAUUCAGCAGUGGAAUGCGGCUAUCUAGCGUGAUCGCACUGUUUGUAAUAGCAGUAUCUGUGUUAUUCAAGCGGCCUGAGGAGAGUUUUGGGCCAAAUCCAUUAAUGUUCAAGAAGGAGAGAAAGAAAGAAAUAACGACCAAGAGUAGAAAUGAGGAGAUACCUUUACUAAGAAAUUAUGCUUACAUCAUGUAUGUUAUUGCUUCCAUGCUGAUCAGUUUUGGGGUUUUCACACCCUUUGUCCACUUGGUACGCCUAGCGAUGGAUACAGGGAUCUCAUACUCAAUGGCGAUAUUUCUACCAGGCAUCAUCUCUUUGGCGCAAGCUGUUGGUAAGGUAGGCUUCGGCAAGCUUGCAUCUCUCCCGAAAUACAACAAGCUCUCACUCAGCAAAUGGGCCGCCAUCGUUAUAGGCAUAGUGACAACACUUGUUCCAAUCCUAACCUCCUUUGUUGGCCUUGCUGCAUAUUCCUGUCUUUAUGGUAUUGCUGACGGCAGUAUUGCGGUGUCUACUAUGCUUGUCAUCAGAGACCUGAUAACAAUUAAACAAUUCAAUAGAGGAUACAGUGCAUACAUUAUCUGCCAAUGCUUGGCCCUCCUUGCUGGUCCACCGUUUGCAGGAUAUUUGUACACGGUUUCAGGAACAUACUCCCUUGCAUUCUUCAUUGCCGGUGGCUUUGCUGCUUUGGGAGGUUUUUCCAUGUUCGCUGUGCAAUAUUUUCAUUCGAAAAACAAAAGAACCUCUUUUUUCAACUUAUUGUCCAAAGGAUGCAGUUCCCAGCAAAAUAAGAAGAUUUUCAGUUUUAUGCAGAGUUACACAAAACCAGAUCAUUCGAAAAUCGAGAAAAACUGUUCAAUAGAUCCAGAACUUCCCAAUUCGUUUAUUUCGUUGCUUCAGCUAAAUGACCCAAAAAACUAUGUUGACGAUUCUAUACACGUGGAAAGGACCAAGAGCUUGCUGUCUUCAGAUGAGGCUUGUUAUGAAGUAGAUGAAGCAGGUGGUUUCAUGUUACCGCUUGGAGAUAAUGGUUUGGCUGCCUAAAGGCAUAAAAAACAUUUAGUUAGAACUUUAGCAUUAUGAAAUUAGUAAAUUCAGAAAUAGUACCGUUAUCAAUUCAUUUAUUUAUUUCAAAUCCAUGUUAUAAUUGCAAUAUAUAUAUAAUAUAUAAUUAUACUUGCAAUAUAUAAUUAUAUUUGCAAUAGAUAUAUGGAUAUCAAAUUC